AUGUCUCCUGCUGAGAGGCUGAAGGUGCUCCUCUUCCUGGCUCUGUUCUUCGGGACGAUAGGAUUUCUGUCCAUGCUGCUCUCCUGCGGGACGGAGUACUGGCUGCUGGCCUCUGAGUCCUGCGGCUUGCCAGAGGACAGGAGCGUACUGGGGAACGGAGGAAGUGGCCUGAGUCAUGGGAAAAGCAAGACCGAGGCAGCGGAUGGUGUGAGGUUCUUCCAUGAGGGUCUGUUCUGGCGGUGCUCUUUCAUCGCCAAGUCUGAUGAUUACUCUGUAUGGGACCUUUGGAACCCUCAUCAGAUACCGUCAAAAGUCUGCCGGCCUGCCUUCCUCUUCCCAUUUCCUGUUUAUGAGCGAAUCAGCACUCUGGAGCCCCACAAUGUACCCAGACAACCGUCUGAGCCUGACUCUGCUAUUGUGUUUAGAACCUUCUGGAGCAUCUUCCUCAUGGCAGGCGUGGCCGCGGUCAUGGUUGGUGGAUUUGUUGUCGUCUGCGCGGCCCCACUGGCCAAUCCCAAGCUCUACAAAGUGGGCGGGGCUCUUCAGCUUUGUGGUGGCCUGUGCCUGCUGGCGGUGCUGGUGAUGUAUGUGAUGUGGAUCCAGGUCCUGGACACUCUGGAGCAGUUCUCCCUCCGCCAGAGAGCCUCCAGCUGCCCCUCCUUCCACCUCCAAGUGCAGCACGGCCCCUCCUUCCUCCUGGCUCCGGUGGCGGUCUUCUUCUUCCUGCUGGCCGGCCUGCUCUUUGUCUUGGUGGGACGCAACACACCUCAGAUGGUGCCGACGAAAAGGAGCUCAUCAGAUGACCUUUCAUUACCUGAAGGUUAUGAGUGACUCUCUGAAAUGUAGAGGAUCCAGUUUGCCUUUUUGUUUUUUUAAUCAGUCACAGAUUUUGCUGGAGUUGGUGUCACUCUUGGCUCAUAUGUGAAGACUGUUUGAGCGCAAGUGUGGAUCUGGAACCAG
This is a messenger RNA of Myripristis murdjan (pinecone soldierfish), 960 nucleotides long. Its product is annotated as transmembrane protein 182-like. The transcript has 5 exons. NCBI's taxonomy places the organism in Eukaryota, Metazoa, Chordata, Actinopteri, Holocentriformes, Holocentridae. The coding region runs from base 1 to 831 and encodes 276 amino acids. Gene Ontology annotation, cellular component: membrane. The record is from RefSeq and is a predicted model, not a curated record.